AUGCAAGGAAUACUACAGCAUAUAUCCCAGCUAUCUUUAUUGAAGUUUGAACUUAAGCUACCUUUCGCAUAUCUGCGGAAGAGUUUUCCUACAUACUGGAACAUGUUUGCAGCUAUUGCUUCAGGUAAUCCUCUACAGCUUUCCUCAGAAGUGCCCAAUUCUAAUGGUUUACAACAUACUAUUGUACUAGCGGAAACGAAGCCAAAAAGUUACUCUCACAUCACUUUGUUCAUUCUACCAAAUGUCACCAUCCCUCCAGAAUUCAUAGCGAUGGUCUAUUUUAAAUUAAGCCCAGACGAAGAAUUCAAAUUGUUUGGGCAGUUGGGUACUAAUAAGCAGAGUGCAAUUUUUAAGGUAAAACUACCGAAUGCCAAUGUGCCUCAGCCAACCGUGUCUAACGAAGGGUUAGGUGAAAUAGACAUGGAGGAUGAUAAUAUAUCGGCUACAGACGGUAUUCAUAAUAUAUCUGAGUUGAUAAUUGGCAUUUCUAUUGAAUCGUAUGAGCAAGCAGCGGCUAAAAUAGAACAGCUCAGAAGCGAACGAACCGCUAAUGUGCAUUCUGGUACAUUAGUUGUUCGGAAUCAGGCUAUGAGUGUGAAAACACCUGGCCAAUUGGCCCGCAUUUACCCUGUGUUGACAUUGCAACUCGCGUCUAAAAUUGUGCAACAUGCAUAUAAUUACUUGACGGGGUUUCUCGAUGAGAAGAGCAAUGUACCUAUAAAAAAGUUUGAAACAUGGUGGGAGAAAUUCCAGAAGCGGUUAGAGAACGAUGGUACAUUUUUAGACGAGGUCACUCGUGAAUAA
This is a messenger RNA of Eremothecium cymbalariae DBVPG#7215, 804 nucleotides long. It is a transcript of the gene OPI10, whose product is annotated as Opi10p. The transcript has a single exon. Gene Ontology annotation, molecular function: nuclear import signal receptor activity. Bases 1 to 804 code for a protein of 267 amino acids. NCBI's taxonomy places the organism in Eukaryota, Fungi, Ascomycota, Saccharomycetes, Saccharomycetales, Saccharomycetaceae. Gene Ontology annotation, biological process: protein import into nucleus. The record is from RefSeq and is a predicted model, not a curated record. Gene Ontology annotation, cellular component: cytosol; nucleus.